Messenger RNA from Anguilla rostrata (American eel), 3098 nucleotides. RefSeq names its product cytosolic phospholipase A2 zeta-like. Gene Ontology annotation, biological process: glycerophospholipid catabolic process. Gene Ontology annotation, molecular function: calcium-dependent phospholipid binding; calcium ion binding. The transcript is spliced from 21 exons. Gene Ontology annotation, cellular component: cytosol. The record is from RefSeq and is a predicted model, not a curated record. Bases 368 to 3019 code for a protein of 883 amino acids. NCBI's taxonomy places the organism in Eukaryota, Metazoa, Chordata, Actinopteri, Anguilliformes, Anguillidae.
AAUGGGAAUUCUACUGAGAAAACAAGUUACAAUGAAAAGGUCCACCUGGCUGAAGUGUGCAUUGAUCACUCAUUUGUAAAUGUACAACCGAAGUUACACCAGGCGACAGAAAGCGUGUUAUAAAUGACUAACUUGGCAUGUUUGUUCUUGUGUACGACUUUGGGACCUUGAAAUUCUUACAUGCCCGUCAAACCGGAAAUGUGAGAGCCGCGUUUUUCGCUCCUCGUUUAAGCGCUGCGUCGUCAGUGGAAGUUCGCUUCCUGUAAGAAGAGCGAGGGAAGGUUCGGCGUAAGUAAGGUUUCGAGCUGGCGGCGUUGGCGUCGCGUGGAAUGAUAGGGAAUAAACGCAACGGACAGCUCGAGCGGUGAUGCCCACCACGGCGAGCCGUAUCGCGGCGCAGGCGCUGCCGUUGCUCUCCGUAGCCUUGCUUAGACACCGGGAGAAGCGACGGAAGGUUCCCAGGCACCGGGAAACGUGGAGAGACGCUGGACCGUACUGGAAUGUGACUGUGAAGGUCCUCCGUGCCAGCUAUAUUCCCAAGCUGGAUGUCUUAUCGGAGACAGACUGCUACGUUAGCCUGCGCCUCCCGACCGCCUCCUCCCGAACGUACCGCACCCGCACCGCGCGCAAGUCCCGUUUCCCCAAGUGGAACGAGACCUUCCGGUUCCGGGUGCACAGCCAUGUGAAGAACAUUCUGGAGCUGAAUGUUUGCGAUGAAGACUUGCUGGACGUUGAUUACUCCACUGUCCUGUUUGAUCUGAAUAACCUGUAUCCAGGGAAGAGAGAGAGGAAGGUCUUUGCCCUGGACCCCAAGGAAAAAGAUGAGCUUUGGGUAGAGUUUGAGAUGGAGGAGAGUAAAGAAGUACCAGGAACAUACAUCACUAAUGGAGUACUGGUGGCUGGGCCAUUCUCUCUCCUGGAGGUCAAAGUUGAAGAGACCUCCAAGGAAAAGGAGCGACAGGACCUGGUUCUGAAGCUGAAUGGAGCGUAUGAGCAGGAGCAGGUGAUCCGGAGAGCAGACCCAGGCAGCGGCCCAGCCAAGCCGGUUCUGUUCCACAUCAGCAGGGACCUGGAGACGGAGCUGGUGGUCCAUCGCCUUCAGGAGGAGAAUGAAGAGCCGAAGCAGAAGACAGAGGACGAUCUUGAGAACGCGACAGAGGACGAAUCGGGCGCGUGCACAGUCCUUCUACGGUCCCUCCCUGCAGACCAGCAAGUGAUCAUGUCUGUGCCGGUGGGACAGGAUGAAAUUGAUCUGCGGCUGAAAGCUACUGAUUGCUCAGAUGAGCUGGACGUGCGUCUGGGUUUCGACAUCCCCGUGGAGGAGAAGCGCUUUUUGGAGAAGAGGAGCGCUCUGGUGUCCCGCACUCUACAGGACGUCCUGCAUCUCCCCUUGGCACCCAAACCCGAUCAGGUGCCUGUGGUGGCGGUAGUGGGGUCCGGGGGCGGGACCAGAGCGAUGACAGGGCUGUACGGGACUCUCAUUGGCCUGCAGUCGCUGGGCCUGCUUGAUGCGGUCAGCUACAUCACAGGCGUGUCUGGAUCCACAUGGGCCAUGUCCAGCCUGUAUGCUAACGCUAACUGGUCGAAGGAGGGCCUGGAGACGGCGGUGUCUGUGCUGAAGAAGGAGAUCAGUAAGAGUGCUUUCGGAAUUUUGUCCCCCAGCCAGCUGGUAUACUACCGGCAGGACCUGCAGCAGAAGGCGAAGAGCGGACAGCUGGUGUCCUUCAUAGACUUCCUAGGCUUGGGCAUCGAGUACCUGAUCCACGGCAAGAAAAACAACGGUACCCUGUCAAGCCAGCAGAGGGCAGUAGCAGAAGGACAGAACCCCUAUCCCAUUUACACUGCUGUCAACAUGAAGAACAGCAUCAGUGGCAGUGAAGCUGUCUCCGAGUGGUGUGAGUUCACCCCCUAUGAGGUGGGAAUCCCCAAAUAUGGAGGGUCUGUACGGGCGGAAGACUUCGGCAGUGAAUUCUACAUGGGUCACCUGAUCAAGAGACAUCCAGAAAUACGCAUUUCCUACCUGCUGGGGCUGUGGAGCAGUGUUCUCUCCUUUAAUCUGCAGCAGGUGAUCCUUAGACUGAUGGGCUCAGUGCCGUCCUGGAUCACAGGCCUGGGAGACGACAUUCAUGACACAGAUGAGCAGAACCCCCACCCACCCGCCGCACUGCACACCUACUUCAUCGAACCCGUCGGGGAGCUGGCGGAAAUGUUGGACAACCUGGUGACCAACCGACCAAUCAUCAGCCACAACUACAACUUCCUGCAUGGGUUCAAGCUGCACUGGAACUACAGUGAGAACGACGGCUUCCUCGCCUGGAGAGACGCACACCUGGACUCCUUUCCCAACCAGAUGACGCCUUCGGACUCCAAGCUGCACCUGGUGGACUCGGGCUUUGCCGUGAACUCGGGGUUCCCCCCCGUCCUGCGCCCCGAGAGGCACGUGGACCUCAUCCUCUCCUUCGACUAUACCUGGGACCGCCAUCAGUUUAAGGUUCUGAAGGACACAGCGCGGUACUGUGAGGACUACCACAUCCCCUUCCCUCAGAUCGACUUCAGCAGCCUGGAGGGCCAGCCGCUGCGGGAGUGCUACCUCUUUAAGGAUGACCACAACCCGCAAGCUCCCAUAGUGCUUCACUUCCCCCUCACCAACGCGUCCUUCAGGCAGUACCGCGCCCCAGGUGUGAGGCGUAUGGGGAAGACGGAGCUGAGGGGGGGAGAUGUGGACGUGGAGAGCAGCAGCUCCCCCUACAGGACGAUGAACCUAACUUACGAGCCGGAGGACUUCCAGCGGCUGGUGGCUCUCGCCGCCUAUAACGUCAGCAACAGCCAGGACACCAUCCUGCAGGCUCUCCAGCUCGCCCUGCACAAGUGCACACCUGAGAAUGGCCCCGCCCCAUACCAGCACACACCUGCGGACAGCCCCGCCCACAAACACACACCUGAGAACAGCACUACUCAGUUACACAAACACACACCUGUGGGUACUGAAAAGCGGCCUCGUUUCUGCACUAUACUGUAGUGUUAAAGCAUUCAUUCAGUCUUAUAAUGAGCCCUGUGCAGGUUCUCUUACUCAGGGUUCAACAGCGAAGCUGCCCACA